AGGAGAAAGAUCCACAAAUGCCAACAUUUAAAAUGUUUAGUAACUAUAACGACAAGGUUACUGACCAACAUUUAAUUAGAUUGCUUUAAGAUUCACAAUAGUUUUGUGCUUAUUCGCGAAAAAUCAUGAAUUAAGCACUCAUUUUCUCAUUUAAGCCUGAUUUGGAGUUUACAGCAGUUUAAAUCUUGUGAAGGACGAUGGCAUCUCCUCAGCUUCAGGAAACACUGGUGCAAGAUGCUCCAGUCCAGAUGGACAGCUCUUCGUCUCGCACUGAACUCAAUGUUGAGUUCAAAGGUGAUGGAAAUGCAACUUUAAAUGCUCCAAUACUCACUAAUAACAUCAUAUCAGGACCAGUAAACAUCAACUAUAACUUAAACCGUGUAGACCAACAAGAAUCCUCAGAGACAGCUGGAAGACACACAGAAAAACAAGAUGAUUUAUUGCUGCAAGAAUUUUUGAAAAGUCACAAAUCCAAUAUGAAGCAAAAGGUAGAGCAUAUUUUGGAUCUCAAAAAGGAAGAAGAAACUUAUCUCAAGGAUGUUUACACAGAGCUCUUCAUCACAGAGGGUGAUAUUAAAGGAGUGAAUGAAGAACAUGAGAUUCUACAGAUUGAUGAAGCUUUAAAGAGCAAAAAACAACAGGACAGUCCGAUCCACUGCAACGAUAUCUUCACUUCAUUGAGACAAAAAACAACAAAGAGAAAGAUUGUUCUGACCAAAGGCAUCGCUGGCAUCGGAAAAACCAUCUCUGUGCACAAGUUCAUUCUGGACUGGACUGAAGGAAAAGCCAAUCAGGAUAUAGACGCCAUGUUCCUGCUUCCAUUCCGAGAAAUUAAUUUGAUUAAUCAUAACAACAGUCUACAUCAGUUUCUGAGUAAAUUUUAUCGUGAACUGAAAAAACUGGAAAAAACAAAUUUAUAUAAGAAGUAUAAUCUUGCAUUUAUCUUUGAUGGACUUGAUGAGAGUCGACUGCCUUUCAAUUUUCAAAGUGAAAUGGUGACUGAUGUUGAUGAAAAAUCAACUGUGGAUGAAUUGUUCACAAAUCUGAUCAGAGGUCAUCUGCUUCCAUCAGCUCUUGUCUGGGUGACCUCACGACCAGCGGCAGCCAAUCAAAUCCCUUCAGAGUAUGUAGGUUUGUUCACAGAGGUGCGAGGAUUCACUGACCAACAGAAGGAAGAGUACUUCACAAAGAGAAUCAAAGAUGAGUCUCAGGCCUCCAGAAUUAUCUCACACAUCAAGACAUCUCGAAGUCUCUACAUCAUGUGUUACAUCCCUGUGUUCUGUUGGAUCACGGCUAUUGUUCUUUUGGAAACUCUUGAGAACACCACGGAGGACAUUCCCACAACACUCACUGAAAUGUACACCCAUUUCCUGCUAAUACAGAUGAACAUGAAGAACAGGAAACAUGAUACAAAAAUCGAAAGGGACUAUACCAAGUUGUUGGAUUCAAAUAAAUCAAUGGUUUUAAAAUUGGCUAAGCUAGCCUUUGAACAACUGAAGAAUGAAAACACAAUGUUCUAUGAGGAAGAGCUGAAAAAAUGUGGUAUUGAUUUGAGUGAAGACUUGACUGAGUCCACAGGAAUGCUCACAGAGAUCUUUAAGAAAGAAGCUGGACUGCAUGAGAUGAAGGUUUUCUGCUUUGUGCAUCUGAGCGUUCAAGAGUUUCUCGCUGCGCUACAUGUGUUCCUCAGUUACCUCAACAAGAACCUGAAGGAGCUUACAUUUUUCUUCAACCAUGAACUUUGGUUCUGCUUCAAAAAAAUCCUGAGAAAAGUUACUUUGCAUGAAUUACUCAACAAUGCUGUUGAUAAAGCAAUGCAGAGUGAGAGAGGACAUUUAGACCUUUUCUCGAGGUUUCUUCUGGGCAUUUCACUGGAAUCAAAUCAGAAACUGUUGAAUGGUUUGUUUAUGACUGAGAACAGUACAGAGAGCAUCACAAAAGUUCAAGAACACAUUAAACAAUUACUAAACAACAACAACAACAUCUCAGCUGAAGCUUCAGUUAACCUGUAUUACUGCCUACUUGAGCUAAAAGAUAAAUCAUUACAUGAGGAAAUCCAGCGAUACCUGGGUUCAGGCAGAAAUUCAAGAACAAAACUCUCAGCUUCAAUGUGUUCAGUGUUGACUUACACACUGAUGAUGUCAGAGGAGGUGAUGGAUGAGUUCAACCUGACGACGUACAAAACAUCAUAUUCAAACUACAUGAGACUAAUCCCAGCUGUGAGAUGCUGCAGAAAAGCCAUAUUGUCAUACUGUAAUCUCACUUCUGAGUCCUGUGAAAGUGUAUCAUCAGCUCUACAAUCAUCAAACUCUCCUCUGAGAGAACUGGACAUGGGUCACAAUGAUCUACAUGAUUCAGGGGUGAAGAUGAUCUCUGAUGGACUGAAGAGCUCAAACUGUAAACUGGAGAUAUUGAGAUUAUAUCGCUGUGAGUUGACAGAGAAAGGCUGUUGUGAUAUGACUUUAGCUCUGAUGUCAAACCCCUCCCACAUAAGAGAACUGGAUCUGAGCAACAAUCACCCAGGAGCUGAAGUAGUGAAGAUGAUUUCUGAUCUACUGAAAGAUUCACACUGCAGACUGGAGAAACUCAAAUUGAGAGCCUGUGAUCUCAGUGAUGAGUGUUGUGAAAGUUUAUCAUCAGCUAUACAAUCAUCAAACUCAUCUCUGAUAGAACUGGACAUGAGUGACAAUAAUCUACAGCAUACAGGAGUGAAGAUGAUCUGUGACGGACUGAAGAGCCCAAACUGUAAACUGGAGACACUGAGAUUGAGAGCCUGUGAUCUCAGUGAUGAGUGUUGUGAAAGUGUAUCAUCAGCUCUACAAUCAUCAAACUCUCAUCUGAUAGAACUGGACAUGAGUCACAAUGAUCUACAGGAUACAGGGGUGAAGAUGAUCUGUGAUGGACUGAAGAGCCCAAACUGUAAACUGGAGACACUGAGAUUUUCAGGCUGUACACUCGCUUCUGGGAGUUGUGAAAGUGUAUCAUCAGCUCUACAAUCAUCAAACACUCCUCUGAGAGAACUGGACAUGAGUUACAAUAAUCUACAGGAUUUAGAAGUGAAGUAUAUCUCUGAUGGACUGAAGAGCCCAAACUGUAAACUGGAGAUACUGAGACUAAAUGACUGUGAGUUGACGGAGGAAGGAUUCUCUGAUCUAACUUCAGCUCUGAGGUCAAACCCCUCACACAUAAGAGAGCUGGAUCUGAGUAACAAUCACCCAGGAGCUAAAGGAGUGAAGCUGAUCUCGGAGCUACUCAAACAUUUGAACUGCAGACUGGAAAAACUUGAUUUACAUUACUGUAAGUUGACCGAGGAAGGAUUCUCUGAUCUAACUUCCGCUCUGAGAUCAAACCCCUCACACAUAAGAGAGCUGGAUCUGAGUAAAAAUCACCCAGGAGCUGAAGGAGUGAAGAUGAUCUCGGAGCUACUGAAAGAUUCGCACUGCAGACUGGAGAAACUCAAAAUAGCGUACUGUAAGAUCCAGAGGAGGAAGGCUGUUCUUAUCAAGACUGUUCUUAUCUGGCCUCAGCUCUGAAGUCAAACCCUUCACACAUGAGAGAACUGGAUCUGAGCUACAAUCAUGCCAAAGAUGAAGGAAAGAAGCUGCUCUCGGAUCUACUGGAAUAUCCACUCUGCAGACUGGAGAAACUCCAUUUACAAGGCUAAAUUCACAGGCCCUGACAUGUGGCAGGUCUUUUGAGAUUCUAAAAUGAUCAUUAAGGACCUGCCCGAUUAUUUCAUGAAUUUAUAAACUGUCAGCCAUGGACCUUCCUCCUUAAACAAUUCUGAUGUAAUUUCUCCGCAUUCAGCUCCUCCCCUAAUCGAACUGACCUCAUUUCAUUCGGUAGUGUGGAGGGCUUUAGCACAAAGCUUGAACCAAGUCAAACUCUUGAGACAGAAUGUCACCCAAAGUGAGAAAACCAGAUGGCCUUAAAGAUGGAGACACAAAUUCCUCCAAUAGAAUUUCUCUCUCUCUAUAUCAAUCACCAAGAAUAUGGUCUGAAUAUUUAUACACAUAUUUCUCCACAUUGUAUGCUUGCCCCCAUGUUAUUCUGCCUCACCUAUAACAUAAAGGGACAUGCGUGCUUAAUUGUAUUAUCUUUAUAUUAACAUUCUUGUCAAACUACAGGUCAGUAUACUUAUAAUCCUUUCAAGUUUCAUAUCUAAAUGUUUCACACUUCAUUCCUUGCAAGAUGGUUUAUAGCACAGUAAUGUAUUGUAAAUGCAUUUUUCUGCAUGAAAUUUGUAUUAAAAAAAUGAAUGUCACAA
Messenger RNA from Triplophysa dalaica, 4267 nucleotides. Its product is annotated as NACHT, LRR and PYD domains-containing protein 12-like. NCBI's taxonomy places the organism in Eukaryota, Metazoa, Chordata, Actinopteri, Cypriniformes, Nemacheilidae. The transcript has 12 exons. The coding region runs from base 198 to 3533 and encodes 1111 amino acids. Gene Ontology annotation, molecular function: protein binding. The record is from RefSeq and is a predicted model, not a curated record.